AUCGUCUCCUUCCUUCUUCUUUCUAGGGUUUCUUCCUCCUCCGCCAAUACGUGAUCGAAGGCCAAAUCCUCCGGUAGAGAAUCAACAACCGUUUAAAAAUGGCGAAGAAUCGAGUAACCGCGAUGUCACUCGAAUCCUUCGUCUCAACAAUGGCGCCACUCAUAGACAUGGAGAAAGAAGCGGAGAUAUCAACGUCCCUAACCACAGGCGCCUCCCGAAACAUCGAAACCGCUCAGAAGAAAGGCACAACGAUCCUAAACCUAAAAUGCGUUGAUGUAACAACCGGUCUAAUGGGGAAAUCUCUCCUGGAGUUCCAAUCCACCAAAGGAGACGUCCUUCCCCCUCACAAAUUCGGUAACCACGACGUCGUCGUUUUGAAGCUCAACAAAUCGGAUAUCUCCUCGUCUCCUUUAGCUCAAGGAGUGGUGUAUAGACUCAGAGAUGCUUCUAUAACGGUUGUGUUCGAGGAAGUUCCUGAGGAAGGUUUGAAUAUGUCUCUGAGAUUGGAGAAGCUUGCUAACGAGGUGACGUAUAGGAGAAUGAAAGAUACGUUGGUGAUGUUGAGUAAAGGUGUGUUGAGAGGACCUGCUUCUGAUUUGGUUCCUGUUUUGUUCGGCGAGAGAAGUCCAUCGCUUGCUAAGAAAGAAGUUGAGUUUAGUGCGUUUAACAAGAAUCUAGAUCAGUCUCAGAGAGACGCGAUUUCGAAGGCGUUGUCUUCGAAGGAUGUGUUUUUGCUGCACGGUCCUCCGGGGACUGGGAAGACGACGACUGUUGUGGAGAUUAUCUUACAGGAAGUGAAACGCGGGUCGAAGAUUCUGGCGUGUGCGGCUUCGAAUAUCGCUGUUGAUAACAUUGUUGAGAGGCUUGUUCCUCAUAAGGUGAAGCUGGUGAGGGUUGGACAUCCUGCUAGGUUGUUGCCUCAAGUGUUGGAUAGUGCUUUGGAUGCUCAGGUUCUUAAGGGGGAUAACAGCGCGUUGGCGAAUGAUAUUAGGAAGGAGAUGAAGGCGUUGAAUGGGAAGCUGCUGAAAGCGAAGGAUAGGAACACGAGGAGAGGGAUACAGAAGGAUCUUCGAGCUUUGGGGAAAGAAGAGCGUAAGAGACAGCAGUUAGCUGUUUCGGAUGUGAUUAAGAACGCUGAUGUGAUUCUCACGACUUUGACUGGUGCAUUGACACGGAAGCUUGAUAAUAUAAGUUUUGAUUUGGUGAUUAUUGAUGAAGGAGCACAGGCUCUUGAGGUUGCUUGUUGGAUCGCUUUGCUUAAGGGUUCGAGGUGUAUACUUGCGGGAGAUCAUCUCCAGCUCCCACCGACGAUUCAAAGCGCUGAAGCUGAGAGGAAAGGGUUGGGCAUAACAUUGUUUGAGCGGUUAGCCGAUCUAUAUGGAGAUGAGAUUAAGUCUAUGCUUACUGUUCAGUAUCGUAUGCAUGAGCUUAUUAUGAACUGGUCUUCUGAAGAGCUUUAUGAUGGGAAGAUAACAGCGCAUUCAAGUGUUGCUUCUCAUAUGCUUUUUGAUUUGGAGAAUGUAGAGAAAUCUUCAGCAACAGAGGCGACUUUGCUGUUGGUAGAUUCAGCUGGGUGUGACAUGGAAGAGAAGAAAGAUGAGGAAGAGAGUACUUACAAUGAAGGUGAAGCAGAGGUUGCGAUGGCACAUGCCAAGAGACUAAUCAAGAGUGGAGUUCAUCCUUGUGACAUUGGAAUCAUUACACCUUACGCUGCUCAGGUUAUGGUGCUUAGGAUUCUUAGGGGUAAAGAGGAGAAGCUAAAGGAGAUGGAGAUCUCCACGGUGGAUGGGUUCCAAGGUCGAGAGAAAGAAGCUAUCAUCAUCUCCAUGGUUAGAUCAAACUCAAAGAAGGAAGUUGGGUUUUUAAAAGACCAAAGGAGAAUGAACGUGGCUGUUACUCGCGCUAGAAGACAGUGUUGCGUCGUCUGUGAUACAGAGACAGUGAGCAGUGAUGCGUUUCUGAAACGUAUGAUUGAAUACUUUGAGGAACAUGGGGAGUAUCUAAGUGCCUCAGACUACACCAAUUGGUAAGGCGCAGUUCAUAGGUUUGUGAAGAGCGAAGUCUUCUUGGUUAGCAUAGUUUCAGACCUUGUGGCAUUACUUGUCUGCAUACCAUGAACAUGUUUUUACCUUCUUCGCAUAGCUUUGAUGAAAGUCUUUGGGCCCUCGGGCAUUAAUAUGGUUUUAUGGCUUUGUUGUGUGCUUGCUUGUGUUACCAUAUGAUUACUUAAUUUAACCCUGAAGUUAAAACACUCUAAAAGUUUAGGUUGGUAUAAUUAGAUGGUCCAUACCAAGCCCC
Molecule: messenger RNA, 2298 nt
Organism: Eruca vesicaria subsp. sativa (arugula)
Lineage: Eukaryota; Viridiplantae; Streptophyta; Magnoliopsida; Brassicales; Brassicaceae
Source: the annotation of a GenBank genome assembly